GCCGCGGCCCGGCGUACAAGACGAAGCUGUGCGCGCUGUGGAGGCAAGGCGAGUGCAACCGCGCCUCCUGCAGCUUCGCCCACGGCGACGCCGAGCUCCGUGGCCCGCCGCCUCGUUCCCCGUUCCCGCCUCGCGGUGGACCUGGUAUGCGCGCACCCCCUCUCCCUCCUCCCCUUCCCCGUCUCGCUCUCCCCUUCCCAUCUGCUUUUCUGCUUCUCGGCGGUUGCCGUGUGCUCUCGAUCCGCAGCUAGGUGGCUCUAAAUCUGUUCUUCUGCAAUGGAAUUACUGUCUCCGCCGAUGUUCUAUUGUGGACAGAUUGUGCCGAUUGUUUUCUAGGAAAUUAUUCAGACGGAGUGAAACUGGGUUGAGUGUGAUCUGCUAUCAGUUUGAAAAGUUUGGGGGAUAUUCAUAUUUUGAGAAGAUUCAUGGUGUCCUACCAUGGCCCCAAGAAAGAGCAUUCUUUUUAAAAUAGGAGUAUACAUCGUUUCAUCUGUUUAUGUUGGAUUUCGUUUAUAAAUCCUGAGAGGAUGGGCUGCAUAUGUGGGGAAUAUGACAGACAGUGCGGGAUGCUGGUUGUACAGCGAAGUGAAAGAGAUAUCAAUUCCAUCUGCGCUGUGUGCUUUCUGCAGAAACUUUUGGAAAUGUUGUGGAACUGAGCUAGUAGUAAGAGAAAAUGAUUAGAAGAAUACCAACCAUGGUAACAUCUGACAAGAGCUGCCCUGUAAGAUAAACACUGAUGACCUGGUUUCUAUCUCUGGCUACUUGUUGGAAGAAAUAUACUCUACAGCCUGCACCUGGUCAUGUGAUAUCAGCACUAGAGUCAUUUAUAUACAAAACUAGAGCGUAAUAAUUCCAUCAGUUUGUGUGAUAUCAUUUUGUUGUACUGUUUUAUCGCCCAUAUAUUAUCCUUUUCUUAUAGUACUUUGGCUGCCAAAGUUUCAUGAACAAUGUGACAUCUUUGCUAAUCAUAUUUUUGCUACUGUACAAAUUAGCUGUUCCCAGAGAGAUUUUCUCCAACCGACUACUUGCAGAGGAUGACGCAUCCUAUUUUCAUUGCACACCUUUUCAGUUGGUAAUCAGACAUUUUAUGGUCGCUGGAAUGCUUAUCUUGCUACAGGAGAUUUCUUGAGGGAUAUCAUGUGGUUUCAGUCAGAUGCAUGUUAUCUUAAUGUGCUAAAGCACCUAGCAGCUUUUGCAACUAAUUGUAACAAAUUUGCUGAAUACACAGCGGCAAGGUCUCCUCUUGGGCUUUAUUCUUGCCUGCCAUUCCAAGUAUGAUCACAGAAAUAUAAAAUUUGAAGUCAAUACCAAUAAUAUCUGGACAAGUGGAAUUAGGUUUGUUCGACAAUAUUGGAAUUUGGAAGAUCUUUCUUCGUGAUAAUCUCAGUAUGAUGUCAAAAAUUGGAUAUUCCAUCCAUUAUUCACUUCUCAUGACUGACACGUUACAAGGUGCUGGAUUUAUUUUUUAAGUGGUGCAUCAUACACGUGAUAUGUGAUCAUAUAUUGGUCUCCCUCAUGCAUUAGUCUCAUUGGAUCUGCUCUUUUAUGCCCCCCUGGGGUUAUGUUGGUGCCUCUGCUACUUACUGAUAAUUGAAUAAUCAUAUGGCUCAAGGUUGUGGGAGACGAGACCAUAGACCUGAUGACUUUAGAGGUAGGCAUCUGAGACCCCAUAGGAGGAAUUCCCCUGAAAGAGAUGCCAGGGAUCAUUUGUUCCGUGAUCACAGACCGCGCUCUCGAGAUAGAGGCUCUAGUCAUUCAAGAUCUCCCAUCAGGAAGAGGCAUAGAAAGAAGCUUGAGGGUGGAAAAACUAAUUCAUCAGAAAGUUUGAACUCCUCUGAUAACGAAGAUAGAAAAAAGGAUGAUAGAUUCAACAAAGCUGAUGAUAAACAUGAUAAUGAAGCACAGCUGCAACGCAUUCAACUGGAUAUGGAAGCAUUACAUGAGGAGAAAUCUUCACUGGAGGUGAUACUGAAUGGCAAGAUCAAUGAAGCAUCCAAACUUUCUAGCAGAAUAGCUGAUCUUGAAUCACAAUUGAACGAUGAAAAAGAAGCUUGCGAAAGGAUGGCCUCAAAAACAAAGAAACUCAUCAAAGCACAUGCACGCUAUGUGAAAGCUCAGGAUGAUUUAAAGAGGUCGCAAGCUCGUUUUGAGAGGUUCGCUGAUUUGCUUGCUUCAGAUACCUUGAAGCCGUGUAGCAAGGAUCAGGGUUCUAGUGCUGCUAAGGAAGAUCCAUAUAAUGCUUAUGAAAUGAGUCCAAGUGAUCAACGGCAGAAUCAUGAAACAACUAGAAAAAGAUCCGUUGCCCUCUCAACUAGCGAAGAAGGAAGGAAUGGGAAGAAAAGGAGAGAGAGUUAUGACAACAGGGAUCCUAUGUCAGAGAAAUAUAGACCAGAAGAUGCUCUAGAACCUUUUCAGAGCAGCAAGGGAACUGAGGCAAAAGAACUAUUAUCUGUGAAGAAGAAUUUGGGGGAUGGUGACAACAAUGAGAAAGGAAAUGUUGUUUCUUCUGCAAAUGUUUUUACAGAUAGGUAUGAGGGCGGUGAUGAUGAUGAUGUUCUUGUGGACUAGUAAAUUCAUGCAGAUGGAGAUUGACAAAGAUUUCAGCAGUAAGGAGUAGGGUGAAGUAUGGAACAUGCGUUCAUUGCCAUGCCAGUUGCGUUUUCACAGACUAACCUGAAACUAAGGCUGCCAGCCUGUUAUUUAUCUUAAUGUAUCAUUUAAUACACCGGGCAUUAGGAAUUAAGCAUCUCGAUAACUUCUGUGGCGAAGACGAGUUGCAUUGUUCUCAAACAGGUUAUUCUCACAUUUGGGCAAACUGUGCGUCGUUAUUACCAUGGAUUCCAAGUAGCCUGUAUGGAUAAUGUAUCUGGCAGCCUAUUCGAGUUAGGUUUGGUAUUCAUGGAUUCAUCAUUGUGUUGUAAAUUUGUAAUGCUGCGAUCUUUAGCGUCUGUGUUACUACAGCAUCCCAUGGUUUCACUCGGCAUGAAGCUUCAAUCCUUUUUCUUUUUUC
Oryza sativa Japonica Group (Japanese rice) is the source of this 3010-nucleotide messenger RNA. Its product is annotated as zinc finger CCCH domain-containing protein 13-like. The record is from RefSeq and is a predicted model, not a curated record. NCBI's taxonomy places the organism in Eukaryota, Viridiplantae, Streptophyta, Magnoliopsida, Poales, Poaceae. Gene Ontology annotation, molecular function: metal ion binding.